AUGGACCUGGAGCGAAUUAAGCAAACCCUCCGCCUUCGUUCCGGCCGAUCCAAGAAAACUCGCAAGCAGUCCACCGAGCAGUCAAACGCGGCUGCUCACCCUGGCCAGUUGGCUCAGAAGAACAUUGCCAACGGAGCGGUGAAGGAGCCUCUUCGAGUGCUCACCAAACCCAAGCCAAGUCCUUCCACAGAAGUGCCCGCUGUUCGCAAGUCACAGCCCGGACCGGAGCUUAGUGAAGCCCCAGCUCUCAAACUACGAGACAGACCAGUGUAUCGACCCGAGCUCCCGCACGCAUCGACCGACUUGGAGCUGAAAGCAUCUGCCUCAGUUCCAAAUCCACGCAUAGAACGUCCUCGCCAGAACCCUGGACAGCAACCGGGCUCGAACCCACCCUCUCUGCUGCGCACUAUGUCUGAGGUACACAAUUCCGAGUCCUCAUCUGCUCUAGAUUUCGACCUGCACCCACCUCCUCCGCCUUCCAGGCCCAAGCCACCUUCAGUCGAGGCGCUUUCAGAGUCGCUCUUUUCUUCGGGCCAUCUCAAUACUCUCCUCCGCGAUCCUCAAUACCUGGCCCGCUUCACUUCCUUUCUGACGAGGUAUAGACCGCAGUACCAUCCUAUUCUUUUACGAUACCUCGAAACCCAGAAGGCCAUCAAGGCCAUUGAGUAUGCCAAUGCUGUUGCUGAAGGAAUCCCUCCCUCUUCGGAUGAUGGUGACCCAACCAAUGCAAAGGUUUCUGUUGCAGCGAUCCUCGACAGGGCUUUCGAGGAACUGAGCAAUGGCGCCUUUCGCCUUAUGGUCAACUCUGCUCUCCCCAUGUACGUCACGUACAAUCUGGUAAAACUGGUGACCGAGUGUCUCAUAGACGAGAUUACGGGUAAUCGAACUUCCUCUACUAGAGAUCUGGUAGGAGGCCUGUCUGAAGUAUUUUGUCUCACCGAUCCAAGACAAGAGGAUAAUCCAAUUGUUUUUGCCAGUGAAGAGUUCUACCGACAAACUGGAUACGAGCCUGACUACGUUAUUGGGCGGAAUUGUCGCUUUCUACAAGGCUCCAAAACUAACCGAGAGUCGGUCGCGCGGUUGAGAGAAAGCAUUGUAAAAGGCGAAGAUAUAUGCGAAACCUUGCUAAACUACCGGAGAGAUGGCAGAGCCUUCAUGAACCUACUGAUGAUAGCCCCUCUCCACGACGAUAAAGGCAAUGUUAAAUAUCACAUUGGCGCUCAGGUUGACGUCACAGGAAUGGUCGAACGAGGGAAGGAAUUCGAAGGAUUGAAACGGUAUCUGACCACAAGAGAGAUGGAGAGACGUGAGAAAGAAGUCCGCCGAAAUCGAAUAAAUGGAGAUGAUCAAGACGUCCAAAAGCCAAAGGCAUUGGCAAAGUUGCGUGAUCUAAGUGAGAUGUUUGAUCUGGAGGAAUCCAUCGUGGUCCGGUCAAGCGGGAGGACUACUCCGAAAUCAAGGGAAGAUGACGAGCGCAGUGUCGCAAGCAGUCGUAAAGUCCCUCGACGAGUGUUCGGUGAUGGCGAUGCGACUUCUGAAAACGAUGAUGAAGACCCUGCCGAGGAGGAGGAUAAGGCCUGGGAACUCGGUCAGUCAGGCCAAUCUGGUUUGUCAGGAAAGCUGCCCGGCGUUUACGACAGCUACAUGCUGGUCCGACCGGCCCCUUCGCUCCGAGUCGUCUUUGUGUCCUCCGUCCUACGACGACGCGUGGGCAAUAUAAUUCAGCAUCCAUUCUUAUCACAUGUUGCUGCUUCUGCAAAUACGUUGAAAGGACUCAAGGAGAGCUUCAGCGUAGGUGUUCCCAUGUCGGCGAAGAUCAACUUGCUGCUUGAAGCUGGAGAUCGAAAGGAUGGCACAGUGACCCGCGGUGGAAACAAAAUUCAAGAUGCAGGACUGGGCAGGGUCUGCUGGAUCUCAGCAACGCCGUUGCUUGGAAGUGACGACAAGAUUGGGGUCUGGAUGGUCGUGAUUGUCGAGAACGCAAAAGUACCGAAAAGGGCCAAACCUGAUACCCUGGUUCGUGCAGUUGAAGACCAGGCUCUGAAACAGCCUGAGUCUAGGGAAGUAACACAGAUCGGUACCUCUGCCAAGGCCAAGUCACAGAAACAAACUCCGUCCGGCCGAAUUGAACCCUCAAUGGGCGGCUCAAAGGCCCCAGGCGAACCAACUGAACCCAAAGAUCAUUACAACACGCCGGACCACAGUCAAAACACUCGAUCACCUCCAGCACCCGCUGAAGAAGGCAACCUGAAAGAAGAGAAGCCGGAGGAGCAAGACCACCAGCAAGGUCUGCCUGAGGACGAAACACUUGUCGAACCGGAAGGAGAGAAGCCUGUCCCGAGCCACACGGGCAAUGCUCAGCGUGAACUCCUCGAUGAUGAAACGGAUGAUUUUAUGCCCACAAAUGAAGGUCUCUCCGACUCGUCGAGCCCGCAUCAAGUGCAUGGUCAAUUGAAAGACCAUGAAGAGCCCCAUACGCCGAAGGCCACAGAUAUGAACGAUUCCCUUGAACGCGCUUUGUCAGGGACGAAAGCAACCGAGGACUGGAAAGAGCCAGUAUCACCAGAAGACAAUGGUCUCACGAACGGGCUGAACGGGCCCCAUGGCUUAUCCGACGAGGAAAAAACACCCGUCAAUCCGCGAAAGGUUCGGCUUGGAGAUGAUACGCCUUCUCCCUCGAGGCCGGGAACCAGUGGUGCGGAUUCUUCCACCGGAAAAUCAAACAGCAAACAUUAUAUGGACUAUAUCCGUCACCCUGGAAGCCGGCCGUCAUCCGAAUACAACCGUGGAAUGUCAGGAAGCUUCAUGUCUGCCAAGUACUAUACAGAAGAUGAGCCUCAAGAAGAAGAGGACGACUUCAAUGACCCCGAAUGCGCAAGGUCACCGUACAGUGUGGAUUAA
Fonsecaea multimorphosa CBS 102226 is the source of this 2901-nucleotide messenger RNA. RefSeq lists its product as uncharacterized. NCBI's taxonomy places the organism in Eukaryota, Fungi, Ascomycota, Eurotiomycetes, Chaetothyriales, Herpotrichiellaceae. The coding region runs from base 1 to 2901 and encodes 966 amino acids. The transcript has a single exon. Gene Ontology annotation, cellular component: nucleus. The record is from RefSeq and is a predicted model, not a curated record.